AACGACGAAGGUGACCAUGAUAACCUCCGCUGAUGGUACUCGUAACACACUUUAUUUUUUGAAAAUAUUUGCUUGAUUAAAGAUGUUCACUCUUUUGUUUAACAUCCGCCUAUACUGCCACGACCUGCAUAUUUGUUCGUGAUAUUUCGUCAUUGUGUCGAAAAAUACAAAAGUAUCAUGAAUGAAUUUAAAAUGAUCGCGAGCUUGUUCUUGUUUUUAUUACUAUUUAUAAUCGAAAUAAAUGGUGAUUUGUUGGAUUUGCGAAGUGGUUUAAUUAAUGGUACCGUUGGAAAAACUAAGAAUGGGCGUUCAUUUCAGCAGUUUUAUGGAAUUCCAUAUGCAGAACCACCUGUAGGAAGUUUACGUUUCAAGGAUCCAGUACCAGCUAAAUCGUGGUCCAGUGUGAAAGAUGCUUCUAAACCUCCACCAAUGUGCAUUCAACACAAGGGAUUCUUCAACUUCAGCAGUCCCAUCAUUGGACAAGAAGAUUGCCUUUAUUUGAACGUUUUCGUACCAAAUGAUUUAUUCAAUACUUCAAGUAAAACCCCUGUAAUUGUUGGAAUUCAUGGAGGAGGAUUCAUACAUGGUGAAGGAAUCGACUACAACCCUGAUUAUUUCAUGGAUCACGAUGUUGUUUUUGUAACAUUCAACUACCGUUUGGGUUCUUUUGGCUUCCUUGGCUUGAACAACAACCAAAUAAGCGGUAAUUUCGGACUGAAAGAUCAAACACUGGCGUUACAAUGGGUUAAGGAGAAUAUCGCAAAGUUCGGCGGUGAUCCUAAUUCUGUAACGUUGCUUGGAGAAAGCGCUGGAGCGAUGUCCAUACAUUUGCACAUGUUCUCUCCUCUCAGCAAAGGGCUGUUUCAAAGAGCGAUCAUGCAAAGCGGUUGUGCAUUUAGUCAUUUGACUCAACACGAAGAAGGGUAUGGCGAAGCAAUUGCGACGACAUUUUUACUCAUUGCUGGAUGUUUCCGUAAAGAUUCUGCCAAAGUAUUAUCAUGUCUGCAACGUAUACCAGCUGAAGAUAUUAUCAAGAUGGGAGACUCCCUAGUUCCACAAAUAAAGAAUAGCCCCAUAAACACGCCUAUCAUCGAAUCAAAUGUGAAUAAUCGACCAUUUUUGCCGCAGAAACCUUCCAAAACUACAUAUCAAACCCUUGUACCAUGGAUCAUCGGUAUAAACUCAUGCGAUGGAUGCAUAUUUGCAUUCUAUUCAUUCAGUAAAGCAGGACCAUUGUCGGAAGUCAAAAACACUAGAAAACAACUAUUAUCGUCUUUAAAUGAACGUUUGCCUCAGCAUGUACUUGAUAAUGUUGAUAAUGCAACUCAGAAAGUUACAGAUUUUUAUUUCAAUGCCAAUGAUACAGGAUCAGAUUUGACGUUGAGCUUUGUUAAUAUGGUUACAGAUUAUAAUUUCCUCCACCCCUUAGUACAAUCUGUAAAAUCUAGUCAUGAUCGUCAAUACGUGUACCUUUAUGAUUUCAAAGGAUCAUUUUCAUGGCGUCCUCCGACAAAUUUGACAAAAAAUCUAGGCUCUGAUCAUGCCGAAGAACUUCCUUUAUUAUUUCGCAAUGAAAAAUUGGAAGCCAAAUGGACCCCAGAGGAUAAAAAAAUAUCGGAAUCUUUAGUGCGAUUUUGGACUAAUUUCGCCAUCUUCACUAAUCCCAAUGGACCUUCCGGAGAAAAAAUAUGGACACCAGUAGAAACAGAAGAUAUUGAAUUUUUGCGCAUAAGAAGUGACUCGUUCAUCAUGGAAAAAAAGACGCUUAAAGAGAGAUCUGAUUUUUGGGAAUCCUUAAAAUGAUCAUUGAUCAUAGAGACAUGACAAUAUAGAUAAUUUGCGAAACAAAUUCCAAAUGAAGACAGUUUUCUAGUAUGAGUAGUUUGGCCACUUUAGCCGAAUAUUUGACACACUUUUGGAAUGACUCUGUAAAGUCAGCUUUUACGACUUUUUUCAUUUUUUAUAAUGGUUGAAAAAAUGUACCUUCCUAUACGUGAAUUAGAUAUCAAAGUACCUAUGUAGAAUAAUUUCCCAUUACAUUGUAUUGUAAGUAUUUGUUCAAUAAACGAUAUGAUUUUUGGAUUA
This is a messenger RNA of Planococcus citri (citrus mealybug), 2085 nucleotides long. RefSeq names its product juvenile hormone esterase-like. Bases 178 to 1803 code for a protein of 541 amino acids. The transcript has 10 exons. The record is from RefSeq and is a predicted model, not a curated record. Lineage: Eukaryota; Metazoa; Arthropoda; Insecta; Hemiptera; Pseudococcidae.